This is a messenger RNA of Myzus persicae (green peach aphid), 1484 nucleotides long. Its product is annotated as 15-hydroxyprostaglandin dehydrogenase [NAD(+)]-like. Gene Ontology annotation, cellular component: cytoplasm. The record is from RefSeq and is a predicted model, not a curated record. The transcript is spliced from 10 exons. Bases 610 to 1395 code for a protein of 261 amino acids. Gene Ontology annotation, molecular function: oxidoreductase activity, acting on the CH-OH group of donors, NAD or NADP as acceptor. NCBI's taxonomy places the organism in Eukaryota, Metazoa, Arthropoda, Insecta, Hemiptera, Aphididae.
GGCCGUGGCUCACUACAGUACGUAAACCGUUCAUAAUUUCUACAAACAAACAUGUACCUAUAUACGCUGUUCGAUCUGACUUUCAUAUGAAGCAGCGGGGUUCAUAGACGUCAGGUUGUUUCGAUUUCACUUCGUAUUUUUAUUCUUCUGUUAACCCUGCAGAGGUGUUUAUUUUAACAAUAUGACCGCGCUCGGUCAAAAAUUACUUUAUUUCAGUCUUCGAGUACGACUUAUGCUCUCGUCUGUUAUUGUAACGAAAAACGGAAACCUCUGCUUUCCAAAAGGUGUACCUAUAUAUCUAUUUAAAUUGGCUUCGGAAUCAGAGAUGGCAACGUCGCGCAUAAUCAUUCGGUGCGGAAUAAUAAUAAUUAUUCCGAUUAUACACCUCUAUUCACGCCGCUCGUGAAGUCUUUAUCAGCGUUUUAUUUUGGCAUCGUUACUAUUACAUAUUUACUUGAUUAAAUCACGUCCUUGAGACGAUAUCGAUAAGAAUGUUAUGUACAACAUUUACCUCAACAUACCUACCUAGCAAACAUAUUAUUUACAUUAAAUUAAUGACAACAUUGAUAUGCAAGAGAAUAUAAUAUUUUAAAUAAUUUAAAAAAAAAUAUGGGCCUGGAAAAUCAAGUGGCUUUGGUGACCGGUGCAGCAUCGAAUAUUGGGUACGCUUACGUAAAAUGUUUACUCCUGAACAAAGUUAAGGUGUUACUCUGUGAUAUUAAUGUCGACGAAUGCCAAGUUAUAGCUCAUCAAUUCCAAAAAGAAUUCCAAAAUAUAAAUAUAUUCUCAACCAAAUGUGAUGUCACGAAUGAAGAUGAAUUUGAAAAUGCUUUUAAAACGUGUAUCAAACAUUUUGGUCGAUUGGACAUUGUUAUUAACAACGCUGGCGUUUUCGACAAUUCAAUUGAACGGCGAUGGUCUACUACAGUCAAUAUUAAUUAUGGCGGAGUCGUCAAAGGUACACUACUGGCGAUCAAGUAUAUGGGAAUUUCCAAUGGAGGUAGUGGCGGAACAGUGAUACAGACGUCUUCCUUGUUGGUUUACAGCGAUAGUUAUCAUUGUAGUCCCAUGUACCUGUCUACGAAAAAAUAUUUGAUGGAAUUUACGAAAAGUUUUGGAAAAAAAAAUCAUUUCAGUCUUCAUGGUGUUAAAAUUAUUACCUUGUGCCCGGAAUCUACUACCACUAAUUGUGUAAGUUCGGUCUGUAAAAAUGAAACACUGCACAAAACAGAAGAAUGUGUCGAGGAGCUUGAAGAUUUAAAAAAUAGUCAACAGAGUAAGAAAAUGCAAAAGCCAGAUAAUGUUGGGAACGCUUUGAUUACAAUUUUGGAACAUGGAAAAACUGGGGAAACUUGGAUUGUCGAAGAUAACAAACCACCACGACUAAUUGAAUAAUAAAUCUAGAGAAAUGUCUCAUACGGUGACAGUGACCCGGACCACAACAUCCACAACAUCUGCUAUAAUCCUGAACACUGGUUACGUGA